This is a messenger RNA of Rhinichthys klamathensis goyatoka, 3361 nucleotides long. RefSeq names its product ANTXR cell adhesion molecule 2a (gene antxr2a). Gene Ontology annotation, cellular component: membrane. Bases 288 to 1730 code for a protein of 480 amino acids. The record is from RefSeq and is a predicted model, not a curated record. Gene Ontology annotation, molecular function: signaling receptor activity. NCBI's taxonomy places the organism in Eukaryota, Metazoa, Chordata, Actinopteri, Cypriniformes, Leuciscidae. The transcript has 17 exons.
GUUAUAAAAAGGUGACAACCGCCAGUUUGUUUUUAGGGGUGGCGUAAAACGGAUAAGUGAAGAAAUCAGAUGUAGUGACGUUACAAAUGCCAUGUUUAACAGGAAGAAGUUGAACUUUUCUGCAACGCUAGGCUAUAAAGUGGAGUAGAGUUAGGCUAUGUUGCUCCAGACCGGCGGACACAUCGCUUUUGUUUUGAACCUGACAUUGCUUUUAUGUCAUUUUAUAUAAGAAAACAUUAUUCAAGUCGGUUUCUUAUGAUUUUUAUCCCGCGGAUGCUUAACUCAUCAUGACAAAGGAAACUCUCAGGACCGUGGCAACCACGGCGACGCUUUUCUUCUGUUUAUGUUUUUCAUCUUUUAAAGCAGAGAUCCCUUCUUGCCACGGCGCCUACGACCUUUACUUUGUUUUAGACCGAUCUGGAAGCGUGGGCGAAGACUGGGGUCAGAUCUAUGACUUCGUCAAAAAUCUUACCGAGAGAUUUGUGAGUCCAAAUAUGCGAGUGUCCUUCAUAGUGUUUUCAUCAAGAGCAGAGAUUGUGUUACAGCUCACUGGAGACAGGGGAGAAAUUAAUGAUGGCCUGAGGAUUUUAAAUGAGGUCAAACCAGCAGGAGAAACCUAUAUGCAUGAAGGAAUGAAAUUGGCAUCUGAACAAAUAAAAGAACAAAAAAAGUCCUCUAGUAUCAUUGUGGCCUUAACUGAUGGAAAGCUUGAACCAUAUAUCCAUCAACUCACUAAGGAUGAGGCUGAAAUAGCAAAGAGUUAUGGAGCUCGUGUGUACUGUGUUGGCGUAAAGGACUUUGAUGAAGAACAGCUCGCCGAUGUGGCUGAUAAUAGGGAGCAAGUGUUCCCAGUCAAAGGAGGCUUUCAAGCUCUCAAAGGCAUCGUUAAUUCGAUCCUCAAGCAAUCAUGCACAGAGAUCCUAACAGUGGAGCCGUCCAGCGUCUGCGUGAACCAGUCCUUUGACAUUGUUUUAAGAGGGAACGGGUUCACACUGGGGAGACAAACAGAAGGAGUUGUCUGCAGUUUCAUAGUGGAUGGAGUUACUUACAAGGAAAAGCCAAGCAAGGUGAAGGAUAACUAUGUCCUGUGUCCUGCUCCAGUGCUGUAUUCAGUGGGACAACAAAUGGAGGUCCUGAUCAGUUUGAACAGUGGCACAUCGUACCUCACCAGUGCUUUCACCAUAACUGCCUCCUCAUGUUCAGACGGCACAGUGGUGGCCAUUGUGUUCUUGGUGCUCUUUCUCCUGUUGGCUUUGGCGCUGAUGUGGUGGUUCUGGCCUCUCUGCUGCACUGUCGUUAUUAAAGACCCACCCCCUCAAAGAACUCAUCGACCUCCACCUCCACCUAUACCAGAGCCAGACCCACUACCCAAGAAGAAGUGGCCAACUGUGGAUGCAUCUUACUAUGGAGGAAGAGGAGCUGGUGGAAUCAAACGCAUGGAGGUCCGUUGGGGAGAGAAAGGGUCCACAGAGGAGGGCGCACGGCUAGAGAAAGCCAAGAAUGCAGUGAUAUCGAUACAAGAGGAGGCCGAAGAACCCAUGAUCAAAAAGCCAACUGCAUCCCCACCCACAUACCAUCAACCUGAAUCCAAGUGGUAUACUCCAAUCAGGGGCCGCCUUGAGGCACUUCGGGCUCUUCUGCGGCGGCAGUAUGACCGAGUUUCGCUCAUGCGCCCAACGACCGCAGAUAAGGGACGCUGUAUAAAUUUCAAUCGGAUGCAGCAUCAAUAGACGACAGUCUCCGGUCUCUAAAAUACGUUGACUUCCAAGUAUAUCAGAUGGGACAACAGAAAAAAAGCAUCAUUUCCUCGAGAUGACAUAGCUUCUUUGGCCACUUUAGAGUAUCUUGGUUCAAUGCUUAAGUAUUGGUUUUCCAAAACGUAUAAUUCUGGUAUCUUUCAAGCUACUGAAUGGCAAGCAGAUGACUAAAUAGAUUAACCCCCCAAAAAGUGUCUGAUUUUGCAGCCGAUCUGGUUAGCUUUAUUGCACAGCAAAGGCUUUUUCAUGUUCUGACCAUAUUGUGCCUUCUGAGGAAAAAAACUAAUCUUAUGGACACAGACGGAGGCUAUUUCAGAGAAAAAAAGAAGAAAAAAAAGCAGAAUGAGAUGAGGCUCUUUGCCGUUGGCUGGGAAGUAGAACUAAUCCCAGUAGGCUCAUGGAGUGCAGAAGUACUUUGCCUCUUGGCAAUGUCUCUUCACAAAAAUCUCUCCAAGCCCACUAUCGUCGGAUGCCUAGCGGGGCUUCUUUGACUGGAGAUCUUGUCAUUUUAACACUGAGAAGUGCACACGCAUGACAAAUUGUAGACAGAAUGCCCUAAGGUAUUGGAUGCAGUAAGACUUUGCCCUUUAGUUUGUGAAGACACCUUUCUAUCAAUGCGAGGACAGCGCAGAGAAAUUAAUAGAGCGUUAUUGCACCGCGAGACACCCUGUGACCAUAGCUCUCCGGCAAGGUUUUGAGGGACAGAUUUAACUCUGGUGGUUGGUGCUUCCUCCCCACUUAUUUGGCAGUCUGUUCUGUGCUUACUAAUGCAUAGACCGUCACAAUUCAGAAACAUGCCCCUCAGUUAAAGGGUUUAAAGCAUCAAUACAACUGUCCAUCCAUCCGUUCUCAAAACAUUGUGUGCUCAAGUUCUCUUGGGAUAGGAAUAUCAAACUUUGAUUGAUGUAAAGGCAACUUUAGAGAUGUAUCUUUUGUAUGAGGUCUGACCACUUUAGAAUUUUGUACAAUUAAGGAGUUCCUUAGCUGUGCUAACAUGACACCCUCAUCCAAUAUACUCGAAAGAUCAAACCGAAAGGGGCGACGGACGGAUAAGUAUUGUUCAUUUCCAGAAAUUAUCCACGUCGCACUCCCCCCUCCACUUGCACACAGAAAAGCGAGCAAUAUAUAUUUAUUUUAGAUUUCUUUAACGCGCUGUCAUGACGACGAUCGUGAAUGAUGUCAGUGUCAGUGGAAACACUGUGGGGGAGGAAGGGGGCGGCAGCUGAAGAAAAAGGCUCGAACGAUCCAGUCACUUUCGAUACGCUACUUCAGAUGCAAAAUGGAUAUUCGAGUCGAAAUCUGACAAAGCGUGCCGGCUUUGACGGGAAGUGGUAUAGACAAUGACCAGUGGCUGGGUCAGUGGGAUGUCUCAGUGCAAGCAGGGAAGCUUAUCAAAUGACACUAAAAAUAAGUUCAACAACCAUCAAGUUUGAGGGGGGAACAGAAUGGGGCGCAGUCGCUCACAUUCGGUGGGCAUGCAAGUGUGCAAGAUGGCAGGACCAUCGGGGGGAAAAAGCCCUUGUUUAAUUAUUUCUUUGUUUCUAUCGUCAUAAUUGUAGGGACGUUCAUUAUUGUUCCCCUCCACCCCCUCCCAAAAAAAGAAA